AUUUCGCGGGCAUACAGACAAAGUGAACGCGGUUGAUUUUUGUGACAACCUUUGUGCUAGUGGAGGUGCCGAUACUACAAUAAGAUGUUGGGAUGUGCUAUCUCAAAAACAAACUGCUAUUUUGACGCAUCAUAAGAGUGAAAUUUAUGCUUUGGCAUGGAUGAAAGACAAAAAAUUUAUAGUAUCAGGGGAUAAAUCUGGUGAUAUUUCUAUAUGGAAUCCAUCUAAAAACAAGUCCAACAAACUUUAUAUUAUUCAGUCUCCAAUAUAUAAUAUUGCUCCAUCACCUACAGUUGAGAAUUCACUAGCGAUUGGUUUUCAAAAUGGUGCUAUAAUUGUCGUGAAAGUUGAUUCCGAUUUGAAUGGAAGGAUAGCGCGUCGUUUAAAAGGACAUGAUUUUGAAAUUCAAAGCCUUUCAUGGGAAUUACCAAAUGGAGAUUGCCAAAAUGCAAAAUAUACAUUUCUUGCUUCUGGAUCACGAGAUAAAACUGUACGUAUUUGGAAUGUUGAAGAAGAGAAUUCAAUAAAGACAAUUAAUUUACCCCAGCCGAUGCACCAUCUCACUGAUCAACAAAAAUCCAGGUUAUGGGUUGCUACAACAUGGAUUCCGGAACGUAAUAGUGUGAUUACAAGCUCAUAUAUGGGCAAUUUACUUUUAUGGGAUUUAAAUGUUUCAACUACGAAAUAUCAAAAAUUUUUGAGUGGCCAUUCUCGAAGUGUUUUUUCGAUUAUAAUGUUCACAUGUGGUACGAAAGCUAUAACAAUCUCAAUGGAUCGAAAGAUCAUUCUUUGGGAUAUCACCCAAAAGAAGCCGAUUUUUACUGUUUCAUGUAUUCAUAAUUACGUUAAUGAUAUCGACCUUUCAGUAGUGGACCCACAUAGGCUUGCUAUUGCUAGUGGUGAUAACAACAUCCGUGUAUGGGAUAUUGCAAAUAAAAUUGAUCCAUUUAGCUGCACUUUGUAUUGGAAGGGCUUAAAAAAUAAAAUUACAAGAAUAAAAUGUCAUCCAAGUCGAGAAGGGUUCCUGGCAUUUGGAACUGACCUGGGUAAUAUUGGCUGGUAUGAAGUAUAUAACGACAAAUCCAAGACCUUCAAUUCUUAUCACAAGAACAAGGUCUAUUCUCUCCAUUGGUGUAAACCUGAAUGGUUAGGUAUAGGCUCAGCCAAUGAGGAUUCAGGCGAGAGUUUGAUUAUUAGCUGCGGUGGUGAUGGUCAAAUACUAUUAAGUGAUACUACGAAGCCAAAACAAUCUAUGAACGUUAAUGAAAUGAUAAAAGAAGCAAAUCCAGAGUGGACUGCAGUUAUGAAGGAUAAAUCUGGACAUCUACCAAAACGUAGCGAAGUAGCGGUUCAUCCAGCAGGUAGAUUUCUCGCUAUUGGUAAUGUCGAUGGUAGUAUCGAAGUUUAUAAUCUACCGUCUUUUAAGAUCGUUUAUCAUAAUAUCGGCCAUCGAUCCAUAAUUAAUAAACUUGAAUGGUGUCAUUUGGAUGACACAGGAAAUUCAUAUUCACUUGCAUCUGGCGGAGAUGAUAAUUUGAUUAUGGUUCAUGAUUUCUCUGAUUUAAAUAAAUUGAUUUCCACAAUUACUGUACCAACUUCUUCAUGCAAACAAGUUCUUGAAAUGCACCGAAAAGGAAUAACUGAUUUAUCUUGGAGUCCUCUCGAUGCUAAUAAAUUAGUCUCUUCAUCGUUUGAUGGCACAGCAAUUGUAUGGAAUCUACAAAGUGGUAUUCCAAUUUCUGUGUUUCGUGGCCAUUAUGGUCGGAUAUUAUGCACAACAUGGAGUUUGGAAGAUGAAGACAUGGUUUUUACGGGUGGAGACGAUGCUAUAUGUUUUUGUUGGAAAAGAAGAGAUAAUUAUAAUGAUUUAUUUUUAUUACGAAUAGAAAUAAUAGAUUUAAGUUUAGAAAUCAAAAGCAAUAUCACUCAGUCUGAUGAUGUAUUAGAAAUUGCUAUGUCCCAGCCAUUAGAAAAAACUAUUUCAAUGACACCUGAAAAAACAGAACAUACAGCAACAAAUAUUGCAAUAGAUGCACCGGAACCUAUACAAAAAGUUGAAGUUCGCACAUCCAAAAAGAAAAAGCUUAAAAACAUUUUACCUUUGGGUACGUCUCCAUCUCGACGAAAAAAUCUUCAAUAUAGCACUUUUGAUAUUGCAAGAAAACUGUAUGGUGGUGAUAUUACGAAGGCAAUGGAAUUUUGGACAGAUAAUGAACAUAAAACGCAAAAGUCUAUCGAUGAAAGCGAAAAUAUUGAUAUGCAAACACCGUCAUUUGUCGACUUAUUUUUUGGUGAAGGAAAUAAAUCACGGAAGCUAAUUGAACAAGAAAUCAAGUCGCAUAAUAGUUUAGGAAUUUCAAUGGGUUUAGGAGGUUUAGAAGUCGACCCUGCUUUACCUUUGCAAGUAUGGUCUAAUAAUUUUGCUGAGUUGAUUAAACGUUGUGAAGAUAAUGAAGAAUUUUCAAAUAAAGAUUGGAUACUUCUUGCUCUUAGUCCAUUAGCUGGCCGAGACGUAUGGCAAUCCUUGAUGCGUCUUCAGGCUGAGAAACUUGCAACUAAAAACGACCGCCAUGGUGCUGUUCUCUGUUGGUUGGCAUGUGGAGAAGUCUAUGAGGCAAUUGAAGUUUAUCGCAAAGCUGAAAUGUAUCGUGAAGCUAUUGCACUAGCAAAAGUUCGUCUGAUCGAUGAAGAUCCUAUUUUUUCGGAUUUAUACUGUUUAUGGGCUAUCCAACUAGAAAAAGAAGAGGCUUACGAACAGGCUGCAAUGUGCCAUUUAGCUGCGAAAAAAGAGAAUUCUAUUCAUCAUGCGUUAAACGUUUUGGCACGUCGUGGUGAUCCUUCAGCAUUACGUACUGCAGCUAGUUUAGCAUUAAUGCUUGGAGAUUCAUCUGCCGAAGAAAGAAUAUCGAGAUAUUUGGAAGAUCAAGAAAUAAGAAAUUCUAAAAAAACUAACCACGUAGAAUCAGAUGUGAAACAAAACGAAGAAUAG
Scutellospora calospora is the source of this 2989-nucleotide messenger RNA. The record is from the annotation of a GenBank genome assembly. Lineage: Eukaryota; Fungi; Glomeromycota; Glomeromycetes; Diversisporales; Gigasporaceae.